AAUUGCGGCACUCCUUCCUGACGUCCACCAUCUGGCCAACCAAGCCGAUGAAGACGAGCACCUCCAAACCGUCAACGAAAACUCCCUUCUCCUGCCAUCCGACUGCCUGCCACCCCAGAGAAGACGAAUGGCAGUAGAAGACCCUCGAAAGACACCACUCGAAAAGGAACGGUUGCGAACAAAAGGCAGCAGUCCAUCGUGGUCAAUCCAUCGACGACGCAUCGUGCAUAGCCACCAAUGAGGAGUUGAUGUACCAUUGGCACACGAUGAACGAAUUCUACAAGCAAGCUGGAUCUGGGCCAGAUGGGAAUGAAACCAUUGAUAAAACGGUACGGCAGGAUGGUUCAGAGCCGCGAAUGUGCAUGUAUUUCCAUAUGUAGGAGUAUUCGGCACCUUCACGCUUCUCGAGAGUGCCGCGGACGUGACUAAGGCAAAGAUGCUAAUCGAAGUCGGCAAACAAACACCUAUGUUCGCGCGCAUGUCGACGAUCCUAGGCAGUCGGUGCAGUGCGGAUAACGUUAGAGACGUACGAGGCUUUGCACUUAAGUUUUACACCGACGACGGCAAUUGUGAUCUUGUCGGGAACAACAUUCCGGUCUUUUUUCUUAAUGAUGCGAUGAAAUUCCCAGACCUUAUCCACGCGGGAAAACCGGAGCCUAGACUAGAAGUACCACAGGCACAGACAGCCCACAAUAACUUCUGGGACUUCCAGUAUCUCCAUCCCGAAGCCACACAUAUGUUCAUGUGGGCAAUCUCAGAUCGGGCCAUUCCCCGGAGCUAUCGUAUGAUGCAAGGAUUCGGCGUCAACACCUAUCGCCUAGUUAACAAGGACGACGUGUCGCAUUUCGUUAAGUUUCACUGGACGCCAACGUUAGGCGUGUGUUCCGUUAUGUGGGACGAGAACCUCAAGAUUGGUGGCCAGGAUCCCGACUUCCUGCGAAAAGACCUUGCCGAGGCGAUCGAUAACGGUGUCUAUCCCAAGUGGAAAUUCGGUAUUCAAGUAUUAUCAGAAGAUCGACAAGACGACUUUGAUUUUGAUAUCUUAGACGCGACUAAGGUUUGGCCCGAAGAAUUGGUGCCUAUCCGCUAUAUUGGCGAGUUUGAACUGAACCGCAAUCCAGACGAGUAUUUUCCGCAGACUGAAAUGGCGGCCUUUUGCACCUCACAUAUUGUGCCAGGGAUCGAAAUGUCUGACGAUCCCGUUCUUCAGGGCCGGAAUUUCUCAUACCUUGACACACAGAUCUCUAGGUUAGGUGUUAACUUUCAGCAGCUGCCCAUCAAUCGGCCUGUCUGCCCAAUAAUGAAUAUUCAUCGCGACGGAGCCGGUCAGCAACGCAUCCACAAAGGAAAUGUCAACUACUGGCCGAAUCAAUUUGAGGCGACGCCGCCGAAACGACCCACCGCGCAGAAUUAUAGCACCUACCCGGAGAAACUGGCGGGUAUCAAGGCGCGGACAAAAUCACCCAAGUUCCAGGAACACAUCGACCAGGCCGAGCUGUUUUAUAACUCACUGCCGCCGCAUGAGCGCACCCACCUCGAGUCAGCUCUUUGUUUCGAGCUUGACCACUGCGACGACCCCGUCGUCUACAACCGUAUCUGUGAGCGUCUGGCCGAAAUGAACUUGCAGUUGGCUCAAAAUGUCGCCGCCAUGGUCGGUGCUGCGGUGCCGCAAAAGUCCCCACGGGCCGCUCAUGCCCGCUCCUCGAGGGCUCUUGCCCAGUCAUACUAUGCCCCACGAAUUCCCACCAUCGAGACUCGCCGUGUCGCUAUCCUUCUUAGUGACGGCUUUGCGAGCGCCGACUUUGCCUCUAUGAUGGCUGCGCUCAAAGACGCUCGCGCUUUUCCAUGCAUUAUCGGCCCCCGCCGGUCCUCCAUCAAUCCAGCUGAUGCCUCAGCCUCGGGAGCACAAUCCGUCACGCCAGCGCACCAUUUUGAAGGCUUGCGGUCCACUAUGGUCGAUGCCGUGUUCGUUCCGGAUGGCAGCCACGUGGCCGACCUGUGCCGGAACGGGCGAGCUGUGCAAUGGGUGCGCGAGGCGUUUGCGCACUGCAAAGCCAUUGCGGCCACGGGUAGAGGUGUUGAGCUUGUGCGAGAGGCUCUGGGACCACUAGCGCAUGGACAUGUCAAGUUGUCGACCCAGGCCCAGGAUCAUGUUGAAGAGAGCUAUGGAGUCAUCACUGCGGGGAGUGUUGGGCCAAAACACGUUGGGAAUGUGUUGGACAUAAUGAAAACCGCCGAGGGCUUCCUGGGCAAGUUUUUCGCCGCGAUUAGCAGGCAUAGGACUUAUGAAAGGGAGCUCACAACGCAGCUGGCCUACUAA
This is a messenger RNA of Exophiala xenobiotica, 2320 nucleotides long. RefSeq lists its product as uncharacterized. Gene Ontology annotation, cellular component: cytosol. Gene Ontology annotation, molecular function: catalase activity; heme binding. The transcript is spliced from 2 exons. Gene Ontology annotation, biological process: response to oxidative stress; hydrogen peroxide catabolic process. Lineage: Eukaryota; Fungi; Ascomycota; Eurotiomycetes; Chaetothyriales; Herpotrichiellaceae. The coding region runs from base 437 to 2320 and encodes 627 amino acids. The record is from RefSeq and is a predicted model, not a curated record.